AUGCCGCAGCUGCCGGGGGCCGGGGGCGGCGGGGGGGACCCGGAGCUGUGCGCCACCGACGAGAUGAUCCCCUUCAAGGACGAGGGGGACCCCCAGAAGGAGAAGAUCUUCGCCGAGAUCAGCCACCCCGAGGAGGAGGGCGACCUGGCCGACAUCAAGUCCUCGCUGGUCAACGAGUCCGAGAUCGCCCCCGGCGCCAACGGGCACGAGGUUUCCAGGCAAACUCAGGCGCAGGAUUCCUACCAUGACAAAGGCAGAGAGCACCCCGAGGAAGGAAAACAUCCAGACAGUGGCUUAUACAGCAAGGGACCAUCCUACUCUGGUUAUUCUGGGUAUAUCAUGAUGCCAAAUAUGAAUAACGACCCGUACAUGCCUAAUGGAUCUCUGUCGCCACCCAUCCCCAGAACAUCCAAUAAGGUGCCAGUGGUACAGCCUUCUCAUGCGGUUCACCCCCUCACCCCUCUUAUCACCUACAGCGAUGAGCACUUUUCCCCAGGGUCACACCCGUCUCACAUCCCCUCCGACGUCAGCUCCAAGCAAGGCAUGUCCAGACAUCCUCCAGCUCCUGAUAUCCCUACCUUCUAUCCCUUGUCUCCAGGGGGGGUUGGACAGAUAACACCACCUCUUGGCUGGCAAGGUCAGCCUGUAUAUCCCAUCUCGAGUGGAUUCAGGCAGCCCUACCCAUCCUCACUCUCAGUCGACCCUUCCAUGUCCAGGUUUUCACAUCACAUGAUUCCUGGUCCUCCAGGCCCUCACACAACUGGAAUCCCUCACCCAGCUAUUGUAACACCUCAAGUAAAACAAGAACAUCCGCACAACGACAGUGAGCUAAUGCACGUGAAGCCUCAGCACGAACAGAGAAAAGAACAAGAGCCAAAAAGACCUCAUAUUAAGAAACCUCUGAAUGCUUUCAUGUUGUACAUGAAAGAAAUGAGAGCGAACGUUGUAGCAGAGUGUACUCUGAAAGAAAGCGCAGCUAUCAACCAGAUUCUUGGCAGACGGUGGCAUGCUCUCUCCCGUGAAGAACAAGCGAAAUAUUAUGAACUAGCUCGUAAAGAAAGGCAGCUACACAUGCAGCUUUAUCCAGGCUGGUCUGCAAGAGACAACUAUGGGAAGAAAAAGAAGAGGAAGAGAGAAAAGUUGCAGGAAUCAGCAUCAGGUACAGGCCCCAGAAUGACAGCUGCCUACAUCUGAAGCAUGGUGGGAAAAGAAAUGCUUUCUCAACUUGCAAAGCAAAGGCGGCGACACCAGGACCCCUGCUGGAGAUGGAAGCUUGUUAAACCCUAGGUGUGUCCUUCAUCCACACAGACCACCCCCAAGGAGUCUGUCUAGGAUGUCAUUCACCCUGAUGUCACUGCUAGAGACACUGAAUCAUAAAGACAAUCACUGCCAAAAUCCUUCACUAUCACAAGGUCCAGCCCCGAUAUAAAUAGAGCAAACAAGCUCCUGGGUCAAGCAGAGCAGUUUUGUCUUCACUCCACCUCUGCCUAGCACUCUUAAGCCCUCGUCUCAUCUGUGUCCAUGUCGAGUCAGCAAACAAAGUAGCAUGGCUGUCUCUGCCUGCUUCAGCCAACAGAGUUAUGUAGACCACAGCUGCCCCAUACAGCACGUCGAGGAACGGAAUUUGCCUGGACCAGGAUGACACACUCAAACUUCUUUUUAUUUAAUGGUGCAACAGGAUCAAUUUCGGUUUUAGCUUUUUUAAGAAACUUGAAUGCUUUUAUAUUUUAACUUUUAGUUUGUAAUUUCCUUGGUGUAUAUUUUACUAGGUAUGAGCUUUUAAACAAGUGUCAAAAAUCUGAACUACUUUUUAAAUAAAAGGGUUUUCUUUUUUUUUUUUUUCCUGCCAGAGGAAAAGCCUGUAUGGAAAAAAGGUGGCUUUUUUGUUAAACUAUUUGUAACAAAUAGUGGCCUCUCAGUCUAUAUAGUACAGUGUCAUAUAGAACUAAAUAAAUGUAACAACAGUCAGCUGGUCAGUAGACACGUCAGUCUUGCAUCACCUACUCUGUAAACAUAAGCAAUACAUCCAGCAAAUCUGACUGCAGUGAGUUCUCCUUCUCACCCAUUCCCCUCUCCUUGUAAAAAGCCCAGCACUUGAAUUAUUACUUCAAUUGUUCUGUAUUUGUAUCUGUUUUUGUUAGCCUGUUAGUGGGAUUUUAUGCCAGUUGUUGAAAUGAGCAUUGAUGUACCCAUUUUUUAAAAUAGUAAGGCACAGCCUUUGCCAAAAAUACUGUCAACCAAUUUUUUUUUUUGUCAUUCCAGUUUGAGUUAAUGUGCUGAGCAUUUGUUUUUUAAUAAAAGCUUUGUAAUAAAACUAAAGUCAAUUGUCUGGCUUAAGAAAAAAAAAUUUACUCACACUUGAAGGAGCUGAAUCCCUAGAAAGGAGCUGCGAGCCCCCAAAAGUGCAGACACUUCUAAGGCUGCAGGCUUUUGGCUGAGGGGCCCCGUGAAGGAAAUGCAGUGCAUUCGGCUGCUUGCUCACCUGAAGCUGAGUCAAUUUGGAAGAUGUGGAACUUUUUUCUUCCUAAAGGGAGCAGAAAUCUUUUGUUUUCAUCCCAGGAGUAAGGAAUUAGCAGGCCCAGUGCUCCCUUAUGCUUCUCAGUUAGAAUUGGCCCAACUGGGAGUAGCAGGCUCUGUGGCUGCUCCCUCUACUUUCAGUUUCCUAUUAAAAUCUCACUGGUUUUAAGCCGAUGAUCAAUUCCCUUCCUUCUGGAUGCCAUCCAUGCCCACAUAAGGGGCAGGAGCCUAUACUUUAAUUUCUUAUGGCCCUAUAAAUUCUCCAGCAAUCAGGGACUGGAGCCAGCUGCACAAUCAGCUGCUGUGGGCCUGGUUUCACGCUGCCAGACCCAGAGCAGCAGCACGGCCUGCCUGCUGGUGGUGGUGCCCAUGAGGGGCAUUCCUGCGAUAGCAAGCAGCUCCUCUGCACUCUUCAAACCUGAAAGCACAAGCGUUUGAGUCUGUCCAGCCCCAAAUGCUACCAGCAACUUCACUGCUACCUUUCCCCUUUUGUUCAGGGACUGGUAUUUCACAGCUCUGACAAACAGAUACAGCUGCCUGACUUCUACUAAAGGACUUCACAUGGGG
Molecule: messenger RNA, 3084 nt
Organism: Cygnus atratus (black swan)
Lineage: Eukaryota; Metazoa; Chordata; Aves; Anseriformes; Anatidae
Gene: LEF1
Product: lymphoid enhancer binding factor 1
Exons: 12
Coding region: 1-1194 (397 amino acids)
Biological process (GO): regulation of transcription by RNA polymerase II; canonical Wnt signaling pathway
Cellular component (GO): beta-catenin-TCF complex
Molecular function (GO): DNA-binding transcription factor activity, RNA polymerase II-specific; RNA polymerase II cis-regulatory region sequence-specific DNA binding
Source: RefSeq, a predicted model, not a curated record